Molecule: messenger RNA, 1062 nt
Organism: Rubroshorea leprosula
Lineage: Eukaryota; Viridiplantae; Streptophyta; Magnoliopsida; Malvales; Dipterocarpaceae
Source: the annotation of a GenBank genome assembly
CUAAAAGUAACCUAAGUCAAUAACCCGCCGCGCUAAGGAUCCGCGCAUCAUCCAUUACUUCCUUGGUUGUUCUGACUUCUGCACCAAAACUCAACCCAAAACAAAACUUUCAAACCGCCCCAUUUUCCUUGUUCCAAUCGUUUUCCUGGAAAAUUCCAGAUAAAGGAACAGUGCGUAAGUCCGCACUCUUCCUUGUUUCUCUCAUCCUUUGAUCGCAACAUGGUAGCUCAAACCAUGUCGAUUCGGAAUCUACUGAAUCGCGGACUUUCUCGCAAUUUUCUUGCGUUGUUGAUCAUCUCCAGCUGCUUUCCAGGGUUGAUUUUAUCGGCGGUAGUUACACUGGAUUCGAUUGAGAUAUUUAAUACGCACGAGUGGUUUCCCGGAAAACCGACAGUUUAUUUUGCAUGUAAAGGGCAGAACAGGACGUUUUUGCCUGAUGUCAAAAAUAAAAACGUCCCGUACGUUUUCAAGGGCGAAGAAUCAUGGCAGCCGCUUACAAAACUUGAAAGCAAAAAGUGCAAACGGUGUGGGUUCUAUGAGCAAGACACCAUUAAAUCAGACGACGUAUUUGAUGAGUGGGAGUUUUGUUCUUCUGAUUUUAAAGAUGGGAAAUAUAUUAGAGUCAAGGAAAAGGAGUUCAAUGCUACUUUCCUAUGUUCACAAUGUGCAUCUGUUCCAAAUGAUUCCACUGAGGCCUCUGCAUCGGAUAAGAGGGUUAACAAAAGCCAUAUUGCUAUAGUGAUAGUGAUCAGUGCACUGGUUUCAACUGUUAUGAUUAUUGCGGCAGUAGCAGUGUAUAAGUUCUGGCAAAAGAGGAAGAGGGAACAAGAUCAGGCUCGGUUUUUAAAGCUAUUUGAAGAUGGGGAUGACAUUGAGGAUGAACUGGGUCUUGGACCUUAGUGUGUAUAAUGAAAUAGUAACUUGGUAAACUCCUGUACAGUAAGGAAAUCACUUCUGCAAAAUUUUGAAAGGGCAUUUAAGGAUCCAUGUAGCUUGAUCACAUAUGUGUAUAUAUGAACUUCUGUAGACCGUACCUUUGUUAAAUAAAUCUCUUUGGCCUGC